AUGGGGCCCCCCAACAACGAUCCCCAGGGAGACGAUCCCCGGGGAGACGAUCCCCGGGGAGACGAUCCCCGGGGAGACAGUGGAGACGAUCCCGAUCCCAGGAGAGGGUGGAGACGAUCCCCAGGGAGACGUCAGCAGCAGCAGAUACACCACCAACAACAGCAACAGCAUAAGCAGCAGCAGCAACAAGUGCAGCAACAGCAGCAGCAGCAGCAGCAACAGCAGCAGCAGCAGCAGCAGCAGCGGGAGCAAACAUUCUCCUCAGGAACAGCAGCAGCUGUAGCAGCAACAGAUGCAGCAACAGCGACACGGGCUGUGCUGAGGCAGAGGGAGGGGGAAGCAGAACAGAACACAGCAGCAGCAGCAGCAGCAACAGCAGCAGCGGCAGCAACAGCAGCAGCAGCAACAGCAGCAGCAGCAGGGGGGUCACUAGCUGCGGCGCCUCCAGGUAUUCCACCUCCUCUGCUCCCCGUUGGAUCUUUUGGGGGUGCUGCUGCUGCCCCUUCUGAUGCUGCAGCAACAGCUGCAGCAGCAGCAGCAGCAGCUGCUGCUGCUGCUGCUGCUGCUGCUGCACCGGCUGCUGCUGAGGGUCCCCGGGCGCCCACUGCAAUUGGGUGGCAUCCACCGCAGUACAUCCCCAAAGGCGAGGCCCCUCAGUUCAGCAGCAGCAGCAGCAGCAGCAGCAGUAGCAGCAGCAGCAGCAGCAGCAGAGACUGGAGCAGCAUCAGACAGCAGGACUUCUGGCACCAGGAAAAGCAGCAACGGCAGCAACUGCAGCAACAACAACGGCAGCAGCAGCAACAACAGCAGCAACUGCAGCAACACCAACGGCAGCAGCUGCUGCAACACUCCCCGCAGCAACAACAGCAGCAACACCAGCAACAGCAACAACAUCAGCAGCAGCAGCAGCAGCAGCAGCAACAGCAGCGCGAACCCGCACUGUCUAGCAGGGUUAGCUCGCAGGACAUCCCUUGCAGCACUAGGCACACUGAUGAGGCAGCAGCAGCAGCAGCAGCAGCAGCAGCAGCAGCAGCACAGGGUGGGGCUGUCUGCGGCCUCACAGCAGCUGCAGCGGCAGCAGCAGCAUGGCAGCAGUCCUCUGAAGCGCAGGAGCGCCUGCAGCAGCAGCAACAGCAGCAGCAACUGCUGCGACAGCAGCAACAGCCGAAGCAAGAACGGCUGCAGCAACACCUACUCCGGCAACAGCAACAGCAGCAGCAGCAACAGCAGCAGCAGCAGCAGCAGCAACAGCAGCAGCAGCAGCAGCACCAGUCGCAGCAGCAGCGGCAGCAGCAGCGGCAUCGGGCACAGCAUGAGCAUGUGCAGCACCAGCACCAGCAUCAGCAGCAACAACAGCAGCGCCAGCAGCAGAAGCAGCAGUACCAGCAGCAGCAGCAGCAGCAGCAGCAGAUGCUACAGCAGGCGGCGCAGCACAGAGAUGAAGAGCAGCAGGAGGGGGGCAAGAGGGAAGCGAUGCGCGCAAUGGCUGCAGCAGCAGCUCCAGCUCCUGCUGCUGCUGCUGCUGCUGCUGCCCCUGUAUCAGCAUCAUUGGAAGGAGCAGCAGCAGCAGGGCGCAUGCAAGAAGCUGCCAAAGGAGACAGCAAUGCAGCAGCAGCAGCAGCAGCAGCAGCAGCAGGAGACAGCGAGGAUUCCUUGUCUUUGUGCUGCUUCCAUAAGACUCAUGGGCCGAGCAGCGAGUCUUCUGCAGCGCCAGCAGCAGCAAAAGCAACAGCAGCAACAGCAGCAGCAACAGCAGCAGCAGCAGCAGCAGCAGCAGGGAUGGAAGACAGCAGCAGACAGCGGGAGUUUAUCAAGCACAUGCUGAGGACCACCAACGUGCGGGCGCAGCUCUCUCUCCCUGGGUGGAGCGACUGGAGCGAUGCACUUGAAGAGGAAGCAGCAGCAGCAGCAGCAGCAACAGCAGCAGCAGCAGCAGCAGCAGCAGCAGCAGCAACGCCAGGAGCAGCAGCAGCAACAACGACAGCAGCAGCAGCAGCAGGAGGGACACUUGAGGAGAUCCUCCGGCUCUGCACCCAAACGCAGCAACCGGGGCAGCUCCCUAUCCCCCCCAUCUACCCCGAGGCUGCUGCUGCUGCUGCUGCUGCUGCUGCUGCAGGUGCUGCUGUACAGGCACCAACAGCAGCAGCAGCAGCAGAUGCUGCAGCACCUGCUGCUGCUGCUGCAGACGGAGAAGCACUCUCACAAUGGUGA
Molecule: messenger RNA, 2211 nt
Organism: Eimeria mitis
Lineage: Eukaryota; Apicomplexa; Conoidasida; Eucoccidiorida; Eimeriidae
Exons: 3
Coding region: 1-2211 (736 amino acids)
Source: RefSeq, a predicted model, not a curated record